This is a messenger RNA of Verticillium alfalfae VaMs.102, 729 nucleotides long. RefSeq names its product chitinase. NCBI's taxonomy places the organism in Eukaryota, Fungi, Ascomycota, Sordariomycetes, Glomerellales, Plectosphaerellaceae. Bases 1 to 729 code for a protein of 242 amino acids. The record is from RefSeq and is a predicted model, not a curated record. Gene Ontology annotation, biological process: carbohydrate metabolic process. The transcript has 3 exons. Gene Ontology annotation, molecular function: chitin binding.
AUGGCCUCAAUGAUCUCUGCUGCCGCAUUUGACAUGAUUUUUAUCCAAUUUUACAAUACGCCACACUGUUCUGCGGCAAGUUGGGCCAAGGCCAAUACAUCGUGGCUUUCUGACACGCCAAGCAAGGGUGCGACCAUCUACAUUACACUUCCCGGCAGCCCUGAAGCGGCAAACCAAGAAAACUACAUUUCGCCUUAUCAAGCUAGCAACCUCAUCAACUCGUUUUACUGCCGAUCAAAGUUUGGUGGCAUGGCGGUCUGGGAAGCCACUUACUCGGAGAACAACCGCCAACGUGGGUACACCUAUCACGCUUCCCUCAAGAAGCACCUAGUCGCCAUCGGAAACUAUCCUGGGGGUUGCAAGACUCGAGCUGUAGACCCCAGCCCGUCAGCAACUCCAGUCGGCGAGGCUCCAAAUUGCGGCCCGAGCAAGGGUGUUUGCUCCGGCGGCGAAUGCUGUAGCCAGUACAACUACUGCGGUCUCACAGAAGCUCACUGUGGAAGCGGCUGCCAGGAAUUGUUUGGCCACUGCGGCACGCAGCCAGCCGCCAUCUCACCUUCCGCCAAUGGACAGGGUCUGCCAAUCAGUUCCGACGGCAGCUGCGGCGCAGGCAGAGCGACGUGCCGAGGUUACGGAGAGCAUCAGUGUUGUAGUCAGUACGGGUAUUGCGGCAGUAUGACCGAGUACUGUGGGCAAGGCUGCCAGGCUGCUUUUGGAAUUUGCGAGUGA